Molecule: messenger RNA, 1634 nt
Organism: Aspergillus campestris IBT 28561
Lineage: Eukaryota; Fungi; Ascomycota; Eurotiomycetes; Eurotiales; Aspergillaceae
Product: cytochrome P450
Exons: 7
Coding region: 1-1434 (477 amino acids)
Molecular function (GO): iron ion binding; monooxygenase activity; heme binding
Source: RefSeq, a predicted model, not a curated record
AUGACAUUAUUAUAUAUUGCUUUGUCCGGCCCCAUCCUGUUCGUCACGGUGGUGGCCGUCGUCGCUCACCGUCUGUACGGUUUUAUCCACGAUCCCUUGCGCCGCGUACCUGGUCCGUGGCUGGCUCGCUUCACCCGUCUAUGGGAACUGGUCCAGAUUUGUGGGGGUCACUUUGAGCAGAUCAACCUUGAUCUCCACCGACGAUAUGGUCCCGUGGUGCGAGUCACCCCUGAUCGGUACAGCAUCGCGAGUCCAGGAGCCGUUCGAAAGAUAUAUAGCCAUGGCAGCGGGUUCACCAAGGCUCGCUGGUACCGCGCGUUCGGUGACCCUGAAGAUUCCCAAGCCGAUAUGUUUUCGGUCACAGACGAGCAACGUCACGCGGCACACCGCCGGAAGGUGGCCACCAUGUUUAGCAUGACAUCCGCGGUGUCAUACGAGCCCUUCAUUGACGCCUGCACCGCGAUCCUUGUCGAGGAACUCGGUCAGCAAUCCCGUCUCGGCGAGACGGUGUCGAUCCCGCAGUGGAUGCAGUACUACGCCUUUGACGUGAUCAGCGAGAUGACGAUCGGCGCCUCCUUCGGCAUGAUGCGCACCGGCGGUGACAAUGACGGGAUCCUCCAGACGAUCCACAGCUUUCUCACCUACAGCUCGCGGAUGAGUGUCUUCGUUGAACUGCAUGCCUGGAUUGUCUGGGUCUCGCACCUGUUCGGCUCCCCUAACCCUAUUGAAAACAUUCACGCCUACGGGGCGCGGCAACUGGCAGCCCGGCGCCAGCAGCCCUCUGACCGCGCCGACUUCAUCCAAAAAUUGGCCGACUUGCAAGAUGCCGGUAAGAUCAGCGAGCUGGAGCUGUUCAACACUGUCGAGGCCAACUUCGCUGCCGGCUCCGACACCAUCGGGUUGACCGUCAGUGCCGUCAUCUACUACCUGGCGCAGCAUCCACGCUGUGCACAACGCCUGCGGCGGGAGGUUGACACGAGGGCGUCAGCAGGCCGCGUCUCAUUUUCUGAGGCGCAGCAAAUGCCGUAUUUGCAGGCCGUCCUCAAGGAGAUAUUGCGCGUGCAUCCCGCCGUAGGCAUGCCCCUACCGCGGGGAUAUUUCUUUCCAGCAGGCACGGUUGUCGGUGUUAAUGCCUGGGUCUUGCACCGUGACCCGACCAUUUUUGGUGAUGACGCCCAUCUUUUCCGGCCCGAGCGGUGGCUGGGCCACAAGGACGAAGUCGCGUCCAUGGAACGGCAUCUCUUCUCGUUUGGCGCGGGCUCGCGAACCUGUAUCGGCAAGAAUAUCAGCCUCAUAGAGCUGAACAAGCUUGUCCCCGAACUUUACCGCCACUUUGAAUUCGAGCUGGAGGGAGACGAAUGGCAGACGGAAAAUGUGUUCUUUGUCAAGCCCAGCUUCCGCUGCCGGGUGGUGUCACGGGAGGGCCUAUUGUGACGGAGGGCCUGUCCCAUUCUUGUAUAGCACCGACCGAUUGAUCAGAAGGCCAAACCGGUCCGGAGUGCCGUGUCCAUCUGCUAUGAGGAUCAGCCCCUCAGUUGAUUGUGGUUAGGUAUGUGGACUGUGGUGGCUGGGGAAUUAUUACAGUCAAUGGGGGAUGUUGGUGUUGUAGGGGUGGGAAUAGACGCAGAUUGUAG